AUGGAGGCGGUAGCUUCGCACGCCCCCGACAACUCCGAGAAUGACCCGCACGAGAAGUGCGCGUCGGCGGCGCACUUUUCCUCCCAGGCUGUGGCUGCUGCCUUGGCCUCAGUGGCGACCCAGGAGGAGCCGAGCGCCGUGGCGCUGGCCGUGGCUUGCCCCGUGGGCGGCCUCACCCUCUCGCACGUCGCCUACCUCCUCAAUUUGGCCACUAAGAUGGCGAAGGCGACGGACGGGCUCUAUCACAACAAGGCCUUGAUCUUUGCCCGCUGGGUGGCUGCCUGCGCGGCGGCGAGCGCGAGCGGGCCGGUGUCCUUGCCCAUGUCCGCCAGCCCCGCGGACUACAACAAGCGCCGCGAGUUGGUGUGCUCGCGCCUCCGCUCAGCGUCCCAGCGCGGCGGCAACACCCAGGCCGAGGCCGAGCGGGCGAUGCGCGCGCUCGAGAUCGAGUCGGCGACGCGCUUCGUCUUCCCCAAGAUCACCUCGACCGCGGCCGACGCGGGCGGCGGCGGCGGCGGCGGCGGCGCCGCCGCAGCAGCAGAGAUCCCCGCCUACCUCAAGCUCCUCGCCUUUGCGAUGGGGACGCACGAGCGGCUCGGCGCCUCGAGCGCCGUGCGUCUCCUCGACAUGGACGCGCUCGGGCUCAUCGCCGCGGCGGUACUGUGGGAGGGCUGGCCCCCGGAGAUCGCGACGUGGGAGGAGGAGGACCAGGUGCCGUGCGGGGAGGUCGACUUUGUCGCUGACUACGAGGCGGCGCUCGAGGCGGAGGAGGAGGACGAUGACGAGGAGGGCGAGGAGGGCGAGGGCGAGGACGCUAUGGAGGCCUAG
Messenger RNA from Emiliania huxleyi CCMP1516, 828 nucleotides. RefSeq lists its product as hypothetical. The record is from RefSeq and is a predicted model, not a curated record. Bases 1 to 828 code for a protein of 275 amino acids. The transcript is spliced from 4 exons. Lineage: Eukaryota; Haptophyta; Isochrysidales; Noelaerhabdaceae.